UCAGUGGAGAUUUUACAGAACUUGCUGGUAACAUGUGAGCAGGGCCAAACUCCUUCCUCUAGAGAGGGGAUGGAUCUGGUCCCAUUAUACAAGAGACCCGAUGCUUUCACAGGCUUUGACAGUGAUGCCUGCAUGCUGCCAGGAAAUGGUAUUGAUAGUUUAAUGGAAAGAAAGAGAGACAGAAGUCAGUGGGCCAACUCAGACCCUCAGCACAGAGAGCUUUAUUCUGAUGAAUACCUGGAGCUGUCGGCAGAUGAGGAGAUAACCCUACAGAGCUGGAGUGCAUAUCCUUCAGCCUUCUUUCCUAAAACAGAGCUUUAUGACACUGUAACUAAACUGUCUCAGAAGCUUUACAGCCUUCAGUCCCUCGUGCAGCAGCUAGAGAGCCACAUAGUGGUACAACGCGCCACUAUUAAGGAGCUAAUGUCCCGACCCCGGGGCAAUACUCUCUUGGAAAAGGAAAAGCAUCGGAACCUGGAAAAGCAGCGCGAGGAGCUGGCCAACUUCCACCGGCUCCAGAAUCAGCACCGACAGGAGCAGGUGCAGUGGGAGCAGGAAAGAGAGCAGCAGAGGGUGCAGGCAGAGAUCAGGGAGAAGGAGCUGAGGGACAGAGAGCUGGAAUGCAGCGAACAGGAAAAAAAGUUGGCAGAGGAAAAACAGGAACUGGCCAGGUGGAAAUCAGAAUACCAGGAGGAUCUGGAGCGGCUCCGAGACUCCACGCGCUCUGUAGAGAAGGACAGAGAGAAGCUGGAGAAGGACAGAGAAAGGCUGGAGCAGCUGGAGAAGAAGUAUAAGAAAAAUGAGAUUGUACUGAACACUGCAACCUUUCCCAUGGAGAAUGAACAGAUAAAGCUACCUCCACCUUACCCCAUAUUGAAUAUUGUUACUUCCGGCUUCGACGAGAGGCCUCCUCUGGUACCACCACGCAGGGAGAGCAUCGCCAACCUUCCAGUUAAACCAGAAGUGCCCAUUCACCUCAUUAGCACCACCAACCAAUCCCACAAAGCCAGCUCUGUCCAGCAGAAGAUCCCCACCAAGCUGGCUGCCCAAACUAAAGGCAAGGAGAAGCACAGCAAGCAAAGGAAUUCCCACCAUCGCACCAAGAGCGCAGCUGGCAUAGAGGUGUCUCAGAUACUUCCCAUAACAGGUCUAGGAAAGGAAGGAGGCAGUUUAAGAGCCAUGAGAUCCAAAAGUCCCCACCGGCUCCAUCCAGAUAUGUUUGUCCAUCCAGAGCAGUUAUGCAGCUCCAUACCCUCUCAUUCGGGAAACAGCAUCAGGAAACACAACCACAAUCAUAUCACACACAGUACCCAGCCAGGACACUGUAAAACCAAAGACAACGCAAUUGCAGAAGACAUAUUUUACUUUUAAAAACCCUGUGCAAUCUGCAAGACUACAACAUUGUUGCAGAGGGAUUGUUAUUUCUCUAACAUGGCCUGGAUUUUUCAAAGAAUUGAAAUCAAAGACAGUCACAGUAUAUCAGAACAAAAUCCUGUUCAGGUCUGUCUCAAUGAUUUGUUGUUCCUGUAAAUAGCUGUUUUUAGUUAUUUAUUGUGAUUUUAAUUCAGGGAUGUUUGGCCCCACAAGUGUUGCACUGGAAAGUUUUAGCGUUCUUCCUGGA
Molecule: messenger RNA, 1621 nt
Organism: Sinocyclocheilus grahami
Lineage: Eukaryota; Metazoa; Chordata; Actinopteri; Cypriniformes; Cyprinidae
Product: rho guanine nucleotide exchange factor 18-like
Exons: 8
Coding region: 70-1371 (433 amino acids)
Source: RefSeq, a predicted model, not a curated record